AUGCUGAAAUCAAUUUUAUUUCUUGUUAGUACGUUAUUAGUUGCUAAGACUUAUGCAGAUGACAGUACAGCCGAAUCAUUAUAUGGUACUUGGUCGUCGAAAUCAAACCAGGUAUUUACAGGACCAGGUUUUUACGAUCCAGUCGAUGAACUUUUAAUAGAACCUUCUUUACCAGGUCUUUCCUAUUCAUUCACUGAAGAUGGGUAUUUUGAAGAAGCCACUUACCAGGUUAGUGGUAAUCCAAAGGACCCUGGGUGUCCUCUUGCCGCAGUCAUAUAUCAACAUGGUACAUAUAAUAUUUCAAGUAAUGGUACUUUAGUGUUAACUCCUUUCAAAGUAGACGGGAGACAAUUAUUAAGCGAUCCAUGUAACGAUGAGGGGGUCUCUGUCUACUCAAGAUACAAUCAAACUGAAACUUUUAAAUCUUUUGCUGUUGGUAUUGAUCCUUACCAUGGUGUUUAUAAAUUACAAUUAUAUCAAUUUGAUGGUUCUCCAAUGCAACCUCUAUAUUUGGCCUAUAGACCACCUAUGAUGUUGCCUACAGUGACAUUAAACCCAACAGAUAACUCGGAUGAAAGAGCUUCGGAAACUGGUUCUUCAAAUUCUAAAAGAUCUUUAAGUGAAUUGGUUAAGAGGGGCUUAGAAAACAAACAUAAAACUAAUGCUAUAAAAAACAAACAGUUAGGUUUCAUGUCCUCGGAUGUUUUCUGGUAUAUCUCUAUGACUUUAAUUGGUGUUGGUUCUGUCGCUUUUCUAGCCUAUUAG
This is a messenger RNA of Maudiozyma barnettii, 765 nucleotides long. RefSeq names its product Rot1p (gene ROT1). The transcript has a single exon. The coding region runs from base 1 to 765 and encodes 254 amino acids. Gene Ontology annotation, cellular component: endoplasmic reticulum; endoplasmic reticulum membrane. Gene Ontology annotation, biological process: budding cell apical bud growth; 'de novo' protein folding. The record is from RefSeq and is a predicted model, not a curated record. NCBI's taxonomy places the organism in Eukaryota, Fungi, Ascomycota, Saccharomycetes, Saccharomycetales, Saccharomycetaceae.